UGUGUCUUUCUGACCUUCCGGUUCUUUUUAUAGGCCUUGCAGGAACCUGAGUGAGGGCCUCCACUCCUUCCGCCCAUUUGGGGAGAGAUUAAAGAAGCUGAGAUUGUCUCCUUCUUACUCAUUGGCAGUUACAACCUCGCAGCCAGCAGAGCCUCAACUUCCAGCGUGGACACAGAGAAGGGAAACAGAAGUCCAUUCUCGUGAGGUCCACCCACAAGUCACCAUGUAUGAGGACUGUGUCAAGUCCACUGAGGACUAUUAUUUCGUCUGUGACAACGAGGGAGCAUGGGGCAUUGUUCUCGAGUCCCUGGCAAUAAUCGGCAUAGUAGUUACAAUUAUACUACUCUUGGCAUUUCUCUUCCUCAUGCGAAGGGUUCAAGACUGCAGCCUAUGGAAUACCCUCCCCACUCAGUUCCUCUUCCUCCUGGGUGUGCUGGGACUCUUUAGCCUCUCAUUUGCCUUCAUUGCUCAGUUCAAUCAGCAAACUGCCCCCGUACGCUACUUUCUCUUUGGGGUUCUCUUCGCUCUCUGUUUUUCAUGCCUCUUGGCUCAUGCCUCCAACCUGGUGAAGCUUGUCCGGGGUAGAGUCUCCUUCUGUUGGACAACAAUUCUGUGCAUCGCUAUUGGUGUCAGCUUGUUGCAGGUAAUCAUUGCCAUUGAGUACGUGACUCUCAUGAUGACCAGGGGUAUGAUGUUUAUGCAUAUGACACCCUGCCAGCUCAACGUGGACUUCGUUGUACUCCUGGUCUAUGUCCUCUUUCUGAUGGCCCUCACAUUCUUUGUCUCCAAAGCCACUUUCUGUGGCCCAUGUGAGAACUGGAAGCAACAUGGAAGGCUCAUCUUCGUCACCGUGCUCAUCUCCAUCAUUAUCUGGGUAGUGUGGAUCUCCAUGCUCCUGAGAGGCAACCCACAGCUCCAGCGGCAGCCCCAGUGGGAUGACCCCGUCAUCUGUAUUGCCCUGGUCACCAAUGCAUGGGUUUUCCUGCUGCUGUACAUCAUACCCGAGCUCUGCAUUCUCUACAGAUCGAGCAAGCAGAACUGCCCUUUACCAGGCAACACCUGCCCAGCCCCAGCCUAUCAGUGCAGCUUCAGAGUGGAGAACCAGGAACUCUCACGAGCCCGAGACAGUGAUGGAGCUGAGGAGGAUGUAGCAUUAACUUCAUAUGGUACCCCCAUUCAGCUGCAGACUGUUGAUCCCACACAAGAGUGUUUCAUCCCACCGGCUAAACCAAGCCCCCAGCAAGAUGCAGAAAUUUAAGUCCACAAGAAACAUGCAUAGUGGAAACCCAGAAGACCAUCCUAAUGUAGCAAUAAUGGGUCGCGGGGGAGCCCAGAGUCAUGCUGCCAACAAAGUACCGGCUCAUCCUUUCUUCCCUGCUUCCUAGCCCUUUCCAUCCAUCUGGACCCUUCAUCAGAAGACUACCCUCUCAAGCAUAAUUACAAUCUUGCUGGCCACCCUA
This is a messenger RNA of Callorhinus ursinus (northern fur seal), 1460 nucleotides long. It is a transcript of the gene GPRC5D, whose product is annotated as G protein-coupled receptor class C group 5 member D. The record is from RefSeq and is a predicted model, not a curated record. NCBI's taxonomy places the organism in Eukaryota, Metazoa, Chordata, Mammalia, Carnivora, Otariidae. Gene Ontology annotation, molecular function: protein kinase activator activity; G protein-coupled receptor activity. Gene Ontology annotation, biological process: G protein-coupled receptor signaling pathway. Gene Ontology annotation, cellular component: signaling receptor complex; extracellular exosome; intracellular membrane-bounded organelle.